AUGAAUAUAAAUCCAAGAAGACCUACAAAGAAGUAUGUAUUUGAGCCAAAAGUUCCUCAGUCGCAAGCAGAAGUGGAAGUACAAAUUGAAAUGCCUUCGAAAGAAGCAACAACUAACGAAGAGUUUUCCUUCAAGAAGCAGGGAUGGUGUGUUCCUAGCACCAUAGAUGCAAGCAUAAGUGAUGAUAAAUUUGUGUUUAAAACCCAUCAAGCUGUCCUACUUUCUAUUCCUGAAGAUUUACAAGUGUCAAAAAUAGUUUUAUAUGAAGAUGGAAGUUGUGGGCUCAAGGUUGGAGACAGUGUUUAUCCAUUCCUGGCCAGGUUUGUUGGAGAAUCUGUGCUUAUUGAGCAUGAUGAUGCGGCAUAUAAUGUAGGAAAUGCUAAAAUUCAUUUAAUACCAUUAAUAGAAGAUGGCAUAGACACUAAAUAA
Ordospora colligata OC4 is the source of this 429-nucleotide messenger RNA. RefSeq lists its product as uncharacterized. The coding region runs from base 1 to 429 and encodes 142 amino acids. The transcript has a single exon. The record is from RefSeq and is a predicted model, not a curated record. NCBI's taxonomy places the organism in Eukaryota, Fungi, Microsporidia, Ordosporidae.